Messenger RNA from Dermacentor silvarum, 4938 nucleotides. RefSeq names its product UBX domain-containing protein 4-like. The transcript has 12 exons. Lineage: Eukaryota; Metazoa; Arthropoda; Arachnida; Ixodida; Ixodidae. The record is from RefSeq and is a predicted model, not a curated record. Gene Ontology annotation, molecular function: protein binding. Bases 180 to 1613 code for a protein of 477 amino acids.
UCUUUAUUUCGGUUUGUGUAAUCGCAGAUGACGUGCCUCAUCGUUUUCGUGUGUAAACAGCGCAGACACGACUGCUGAAUUUGUUUCCAUUGUGUCGUGUGUGCGAGAUUGGAUUGAGUUGCAUAAACAAAAAAUUCACUGAGGAUACCAAAGCCUCGUUGGGCCCCAUCUGCGCGGCUAUGAAGUGGUUCGAGGGCUCCAUUCCAGAGGCAAUCGCUCUGGCAAAGUCCAAGCAACAACUCUUCCUAGUGUUCAUCGAAGGAAAUGAUGAACUUUCAAAGGCCAUGGGGACCACUUACGAAGAUGCGGCCGUUUCAUCGAAGCUGCAGAGUUCUCGCUGUGUCGCCAUCAAGCUUCAGGCUGGCAGGCAACCAUGCCAGCAGUUUUCACAGAUCUACCCCGUCGUGGUUGUGCCAUCAAGCUUCUUCAUUGGCUGCAAUGGCAUUCCUCUGGAGGUGAUUGCGGGCAGCGUGGAGCCACCCGAGCUUCUCCACCGCAUUGACAAGCUCUUCCAGGAACCUAGCUGUGUUGGUGACAAUGGCAGCUUGCCAACCGAAGUAGCCCUCGAGCCAGCACCCACUGUGUCGGCCUCACAGGCUGAGGCCACACCACCUGACGCAGCUGCAGCAGCAGCUUCCCUGGAGGAGAGGGUCGAGAGGGCGAAGCGUCUGGUUGAGGAUCGGCGCCUGCAGAAGAUAAAGGAAGAGGAGGAGGCGGUGCGGCAAAGCGAGGUGGAGCGAAGGCGUGUGGCAAGGGAGCUGCAAUUGGCGCAACAGUCACGGGAGGAUCAGCAGCGCCGGGAAUGGGCGCGGCAGCGGGCACAGGAGAAAGAGGAAGAACGCAGGCACCGGGAACGCAUCCAGGCACAGAUUGCACAGGACAGGGCAGACCGUGCUGAGAAGUACCACAAGGACAAAAGCCAGGAGGAGCAGCGCAAGCGGGAACGUGAGGCCCAGCGGCUCCUUGAACAGCAGCAGAGGGCUGCGCAGGAGGCUGCAGCACGAAGCCAAGUAGCAAGGAUACAGUUUCGUCUGCCAGAUGGAUCAUCUGCUACACACACCUUCGAUGCUAAUGCCACACUUCAGGAUCUGCACAACUAUGUUGUCGAGACGGUGCAGCCGAGCUUUUCAAACUUCACCCUGUCAACGACAUUCCCACGUCGAGAGUUCACCCAGGAGCAGUACCAGAGCAACCUGCGUGAGCUGGAGCUGGCCCCAUCGGCUGUCAUCCUUGUUGUACCUGUUAGCAUGCCCAGCGUGGUGGUCCCAGCAGCAGUGAGCAAAUCGGGAGCAUCACUCAUGAACCUCCUGUGGUCUCUGCUGACACCAUUUGGCGUGAUCUGGAGUCUCUUCGUAGGCCUCAUCUUUGGAUCGCCCGACCCCCCAGUUUCGGCUCCAGCUUCUGACAUCAGUACUGGUGCCACUGCUCAGCACACUGAUGCUUCGCAAGAGCAAGCACAGGGGGGGGCACGACGGCGACGCACGCCACAGCAGCCACAAGGCGAGGGCAUGUACCAACGUGAAGGAAACGUGUACCGCUUCUCCAACCAGCGCUUCAGUGAUGAGGACGAUGACACCAACACCUGGAAUGGGAACUCCACGCAGCAGAUGUAGCCUUGCCAUAACUGCGUACACAUGGGAUGGUCAGGAGCAGUACAAAAAGGAUAAAAUAUAUAUAUGUGGACAGGGAGUGGGCUCAGAUGCGGCAGCAACCUGUUAAGUUGAAGAGGAAUUAGAUGCAAAGGCACAGGUGGUACUGCUGCAAUAUUUCAAUGUGAACUUUUUCGAUGGUGGUACAAACUGCAAAUCACACUCUAGUACAUCUGUGCCUUUGUGCAGUAAUAACCAAUAUCGAGCUCGCAGUGAUGCGAGAGGUAAUAACCAAUAUCGAGCUCGCAGUGAUGCGAGAGAGUAUGGGAAAACAAGCUCAAAUUAAGCCAGGAAAAUGGCAGGUGAUUGCCUAAACCGAACGAUGUUUUUAAGAACAAUUUUGUGGUAACUAGGGGCGUGAUCUUGUACGCGUUCCAAAAUGGAACGGAGGGGUUCCAUUCCAUCGAGCCGCACACGAUUGGUCAAUUUCAACCGUGACGUUCAAAUUGACCAAUCGUGUGCGGCUCGAUGGAACGGAACGCCUCCGUUCCAUUUUGGAACGCGUACAAGAUCGCGCCCUAGAUUACUAAAAUGUCCAGGAAUGCACAAACAAAAUGCUAGAAAAACCAUUGUAGACAACCUCGUGUGGCUCCUAAAACCUUUCUUAGCUUUUAUGUAUAGAAUUCCCAAGGAAACAAAUGCGUCAAGCUCCUGCCUAUAUUGUUCCAUGCCCUGGUUCGCUUUAGUUUGUUUUCUUUUUUUCUUUUAUACAUGGGUGCACCAACUUGUCAAAAUGUGCGCACUUAGCUGCAAAGUUGAAAGACCAUGCGAGCACAUGCCAAACUGCAUAUCCACAACUUCUACUGGCGCACUGGCUGCUGUCGAAAGCAGCACUCGAAUGAAGCUGAGGUACAUUAGCACAAGCUCUUGGGCCAGUUGGUGCAUGCUGAACUUCAAAAAAGGGAGUUACCAGCGAAUACACAAGGACACGUACACAAGGAAAAGGCAUUAGCCACAGGCGGACGCUGACAGAAAGUCCAGCGUUCCUCCGUGUCUAACGCCUUUUCCUUGUUUACACGUCCUUGUGCAUUUGCUGGUACUUCCCUUUUUCAAGUUCAGAUGAAACUACAUCACUUUACACCCACACGCUUGUUGAUUCUCUUCCACUGCCUGACAGUUUUUAUUGCCGUCACUGUGUGGAUACUUCAGUGGCUGGCACAACUUAUUUCUGGCUCAGUAGCAAUGUAAUAGAAGCAGGCACACAUCUUUGUGUCACCUGCCAGAGAGUUGAUAUUGCUUUGCGGGAUGAACAGUUCCUUUUCGAAAAUGGCACUGUCACCCCAAAAGCACUUUCUGUCUACCACUGAAAUGGAAUUUGCUCUGUGAUGACCAUGCAAAGCUGUCAGAUAGUAUGAAAAAAUUUACACUCUUGUGAGCAAACAGUGACACACUUAUGCCCUAGCUAGGCUCUCAAUAGCAGCUGUCACACUGGAGGUGCAGUCAUGGAUGCACUCACAUGGUCCACAAACGUAUGCUGUCAACUGUGCAUCAAAAAAUGGGCUCCUAGUAAGCCAUUUAACUUGAUGGCAAGCUCUUCUUACAGGUAUAAAGCAGUAAUUUCCCAGCUUGCUUUGACUUAUUUAUCGGCUGCAGGAACAGUGCAGUGACAAGUUUGGCUUUCUCAAGAUAGCGAUCAGUUGUCCACACCAAAAGCAGUGUAUCUGAUGAUGAGAGAGAACCAUUUUAUUUUGCCCUAUACAGGUUCAUGGUACCUGUCUUGCAUGAAGUUUGAUGAGAGGCACAGCAUAUUGGGCAUUAAUUAAUUUGUUGAUUUGCUGAAUUCAUUUUGUAAAGAGGGCAUAACAAAGAAAAGUUUCAACUUGGUGCUAAGAGACCCAGCCCAACCACUAACAAAUAAACGAGGUCCUUUAUUAGUGCUAUUUGAUGACCAGGAACAUUUUACUUGAUCAGAUCAACCAACAUUAAUUGUCCUUCACCCUGAUUCAGCAGAUGACUUGAGCAUGCUUUAGCUAAGUUCAGUUAUUGUAGCUGGAGCUGCAUUUUCUUAAUAGUCAUGAUGAAGCCUAAUUUGUUAUUGUAAUAUGGAGGCCUAAUUUGUUAGACGUGCCAGCCACGAGGUACUGUGGCCAGUCGUGCAGGCCGCAGCACUUUUGUUUUCUUAGCUAGGAUGUUCGACAAAUGCAACUUGUGAAUGGCCAUCAGAAAACAUGCUGCAAAGAAGCUGUCAUGCUUUGGGCAAUGAUGGAAAUUCAGCUUUCAUGCUACAAGCUUUGUUUCUACCUGUAGUUAGGACUGGGCCAUAUUGGAAUGCCAGUUGUUAGAUGCGUAUGUAGCCAUUUUAAGUAGUUUAACCUGAAGUAAUGUUUCUUGAAGGGUUGAGGAGUUGUGUAGUAUUCUGAUUUGCAUUUUAGGUAACCAAGUGGGCGUGUUCAAAUGAACCUAAAUAUACACAGUGCCAUUAUUUCUAUGGACAUUAAGAACAACUGCAAAUUUCUUUGACAGAUGAAGAUGGCUUGCGUAAGCUUUUUCUUUAAUGGGGUUUUUUUAAGGCUGGGCAGUCACCUUCAUGCUCAGAAAUUUGUGGUACCUUUUUUUUGUGUGUUAAUGUCUUCAGUUGACCAGCAUGCCAGGCUACUUGCGGUUUUGUGAAGGCAGCGUGGCUCAAAGAUAGCCCGGUGCCUUGCACAACAAGCGAACAUUGGGCAAGGAAUGUAAGCCAGGCUCACAUAAGAAGUAAGCUGCGAUUAGUACAAUGGGCAUGGCUCCUUCCCACCUUGUAAGUAAUGUUUCUUGAAACACUCUCUGAAAUGUGCUUAUCAAGAGAGAACUUUAAAAAAAUCAAAUUACUGUAAUGUUUAUGGUGUCCCUGAAAAAGCUAAGUUGUUUCACAAUAUUGGUUAUCCUGGUGCACCCACUGUAUCUGGAACACUGCAGGGAAGCUGAAAUAAAUGUUUGCUAUAGGCUGUAUGUGAAUGGAUUGUUAGGUUUUCUUUGCAGUUGGCCUUGAGCUUCGCAGAAGACAUUUCUGUGUCACAUUUUUUAUGCCACACAUUCUUUUGUGUUCAUAGCAUCAUCUCUUAGAUUGAGAUUGUGUACUGGAAAAGUCUUCUCUUGCAUGCUAUUUCCUAGAACAUUGGCCAUAGUUUGCUGGGUUGACUACUUUGUUGUGGCAAUUCAAUGUCCAACGUGAAGUAGAAACAUUCCUAUGCAUUACAUUGUUAAUUUCUGCCUUGUACUGAAAGUGUCACCUAGCAAAUCAGACUGCUGUUUCCAGCCUGUCACAGCCUGUGCCCUGUGGAAAUGGAUAAAAUAAAUGCCAUUGAAAAGC